Molecule: messenger RNA, 2518 nt
Organism: Trematosphaeria pertusa
Lineage: Eukaryota; Fungi; Ascomycota; Dothideomycetes; Pleosporales; Trematosphaeriaceae
Exons: 2
Coding region: 47-2332 (761 amino acids)
Molecular function (GO): protein binding
Source: RefSeq, a predicted model, not a curated record
AUUCCGUCCAAUUUAACAAUCUGAGCUCCGUUAUGCACAGGUAGCCAUGAGAGUCAUUCAGGACUCCGAAGAUGAAGAUGAUCUCGAGCUCGAAGCAGCCGGCAACGGCGCGCCGAACGACAAAGACGCGUCUUUCAAACACUCCGACCCAUCUCCACCGUCGGGCGAGAGGGGAACAGGCUCAACAGAAUCUCUAAAGCGAGCCAUUGAGGCAGCCCAUCGCGCACAUUUCCAGACGGAGGUAGGCGCAUCGCCUACUCCUGCCGUCCAGCAGGAAGCGUUUCACUCCUCUGUAACUCUGCCGACGCCAAUCAGUAAGAGAAGGAAGACCUCAACAGACGCCGCGCCCUACAAGUUCCCUGCAGGUGGCCCAGCUCGAACAAAGGCUCCAGUCACGUAUGGCAGAUCGAAGACAUCCUUUGGUAGCCCGCUUCUCGAGCAGACGGAAGAAGAUACGAAUGAGAAGGAUACAUCUCAUAAAACCGAGAAGACAUGGAGUCUCCAAGGGACUAUGCAAGCCGCUUUCGCGCAACAGGAACCCCUGGCUAUGUUUCCCGAACCAUCGAGUACCGUCCCAAAUGCCACUGCUACACCGCAGCGGCGGUUACUGGAGGAGGUUUUGGCCCCGGAAUUCUUAGGCCUUCGCCCGGACCCUGAUGCGCCCGCGUGGCAGCCUGCAAAGUCCUCAGUUCCUUGGUCCGACUUUCUAAAGUCGCCCUCUGGAAACACAGAGGAUAAACCUGAUCCCUCAAAUCAGUCACAAGUGCCAUCAGACCAGCGCGGGGAUUCCUCGCAAAAAUUGACGGGUGGCGCGACACUGGAGCCUGCUCUAGCCGCCGUUCAGACUACCCAACAAUCUCAACGCAGUCGGCGCAGUUCAUUCACACAUCUAGAAGGCAGUCAGUUCCGGAAGGAGGCCAUACGAGGUGUUGUUAAUCCUAAAGACAUCAUGGGCCCUCCGCCCAUUAUUAGCCCGGAGACGCCCAACGAGGGGGCAGUCGUCCAUUGUGCUACACCUUCAGGGACGGACAGAAGCUCGUUGAGCAAGAGACGCGCCGCUGAGGAAAUUUGCAAGUCCCCUCAUCGACAGAAGAACGGCCAAGAAGAGCCCGUGCCUGCUGCACGUACUAUUAAGGCGAAGGAAAAGUCCAGUUCUGUGCGCAAACCGGAUGAUGACCUGGCGGCUAUUGGUCUUCCAAAGGAGCAAUACAAACCUCGUCCGAGUCGAUCGAGGUCUCUCAAGCUCAACGAGGAUCCGAUAGAUUACUCGAUCAGGCCGGAGAAAGUGACGAAAGGACCUCGGCGGAGCAAGACAACAGGCGGGGCAGACGAGGCAACAACCGCUACAACUCCCCAAAAAGUCCGACAAAUUUGCGAUAUGGGAUUUACUCCAUCUACAACGCAGAGGGCUCUGCGGCAGAACAAUGGUGACAUCACGCAAACUGUGGACUGGCUGAUCGCAAACGGCGUAGCCGGAGAAGAUGAGCUAGCGCCUCCGAGACCGUCCAAAUCGAAGGGCAAGACAAAGAAAGUCAGUACCCACCCAGAUGCGCCUGGGCAGCAUAUGGAAGCUACGGAGGAGGCUCCGGCAUCCGAGAAAGGAGGUCGAAGAGUAUCUUUCAGCGUACUGGCGGAGGCAGACGUAGGUCUCGCCAUAAUGUCGGCCGACGCUCCGGCCGACGCGGUCGCGGAGAAUACGAUGGCCACCGCUCCUGAGAGGAAGAGCCCUAGCGUGAAAGUGGUCAUACCCUCGAGGGAACAGGCGACGGCGUUGAGAGUCAAAGAGCAGCAGCCAGCCGGCAUGAGCAUUGCCUCUCAAAAGCGAGGUUCUGUUGAGGCUGCUAGAAGCAAAGCUAAGCGCAGAAAGACAACUCUGGACCAGCCAGAAUCCACUCUUGAAGGACAUCAGAUGGGUACGCCGGAGCCGCCGAAGGAGAAGAAACGAGGUCGCGGCCGACCUCGCAAGGAAGCAAAAUCAGUCGAAUCGAUAUUGGCGGAACAGGACGAAGCAGCACCACAGUCUAAAACGAUCCACACAAAAGCCGUACUCCAAGAGAUUCAACCAAACGUGUCUCCAAUCAUCGAGACUAGCAUCACGAAGAAGGCGAACGACCAGACUGAUGCUCCAGUAGCCGCAGUGGAAGAGGUGCUGGCGUCUACACCUCCGCCAAAGCCCACGACUGCAUCCACAGAGCCGUUGCGCACACCAGAUAACAAGACGAAAGCUGCAAACGCCAGUCACUCGCCUCUCAGCAAAGGCAAAGUGCCAUACCGCGUCGGCCUGAGCAAGCGGGCUCGCAUCGCGCCACUUCUCCGCACACUCAAGAAAUGAGCGCCAGCGGAAGCAACGGAAGCCACGGCACCGGUAAACCUACCAAUUAACGUAUUUACGACUACAUAAUGCCAUGAAAACGAUACCCCCUUCGCGCUUACCGUUCUCCCCAUAAUUUCCACCUCUAUUGGCAGCUGGGUCGAAGUUCGGCGUGGCGCGCUAUUGACGUCUCGCCCUGUAGACUAG